UGGGAUUUAUUUUUGGAAUGCCAUGGCGUCUGUUCCUUCCAUUUGUAGGAAGGGGGGUCGAGUUGAGCAUAGCAUGAACCUGCUGCUCUAACACUCUGGGCUGGGACAAGCAGGCAGCAGCCGGCCGGCCGCCCCCCAAGCAGCAGUCGGACAGGGGAACCUGUCUGGAGCGCUUUGGACAUUGGCAACAAGUUUUUACCUGGGUGCUGCAGCGCUCAUGGCUGUUGCUUUUAUUGCUGUCACCCAGCCGGGCCUGCUUUCCCAGCAGUACCCUCCAACCCUGCUGCCCAAGCCUGGAAAGGACAACGUUCGGCUUCAAAAGCUGCUCAAGAGAACAGCUAAGAAAAAUGUCUCUGCUCAGGCGGCGCAGUCCGCAGCACCUUUUCGCUCCAGCCUUUCCCCUGUGAAUGAAGCAAGUCCUGACCUCGAGCACAGUGACCACUCCACCCCUCCCCGGACUCCAGAGACACCAUCCAACAUUUUCGGCAUCCAGCAGCCUCCACGGUUCACUGUCAGGCCACUUUAUCAACAUGUGGCUUCCCCUUACCCUCAGCGUGCAGCUUAUGGCAGAGCAGCAAGGUUCUCUCCUCAGACAGUGGCAUUCCCAUCAUACUCUUACUCGCAGCAUGUCACCACAGUUCCUUCGUAUUCACCAUUGGCCAACCUUUCUGGAGUCUCCCCAGUUCUCGGGCCAGUUGCCCAACAGGCAAUACCCAAAAUAUCUCUAUCACCUUAUAUUGUACCUGAGGUGACAAAGCCAGCUGCUGAGCUGAAAAAGCCAGCUUUAAGCACAUUUGCUGAAAAUCAUGCUGGUCUAAGACCUGCUGCUGCUGCAGCAACUCCACAGCCAAAACCCAAGAGUCGAGGUCUAACUCCAUAUUCAACUGCAGGAGGUCAAGCUUUGAUUCGACCUCUUACUGUGUUGACCCCGUUCAUCAAAUCCAAAAGUCCUCGUCCAACUUUUAGAGCAACUGAACCCUCAAAGUCACCCAAACCGAUGUUUGAUGUCCCUCAAAUUAGGAUGUACACAGCGAGCACAUCUUACUAUGAAACAUCCAGAACCCCACCAGUGUAUGACACAGCGGAAUUAACUGCUAUUGGCAGCACGAUACCUCAAAAUAAAAUACCAAAAGAAACAAAACAAGAUUUGACUCCAGUGUCUGAGGUAAAAAGAAAUACAACGCAGACAUCUAAGUCUCCUUUCUUUGGCACAGAUCCCCAGAGAAAAACACCAACUUCAGAAAUUAAAAGCACCACUACAACCACAACAGAUGUUACAGUUGUCACAGUUGUAACUCCUACCCCUGAAAUGAAGAGAGCAACCCCAACAUCUGAAAUCAAAAGAGCCACCCCAACACCUGAUAUCAAAAGAGUCACCCCAACACCUGAAAUCAAGAGAGCCACCCCAACACUUGAAAACAAGAGAGCCACCCCAACACCUGAAAUCAAGAGAGCCACCCCAACAUCAGAAAUCAAAAGAGCCACCUCAACACCUGACAUUAAAAUAGCAGUUCCAACACCUGAAAUCAGAGUUACAUCGACUUAUGAGUUCCAAACAUCAAGAACUUCAACAGGACGGCCUAGAACCCCAGCAUACCAUGUGGGCCGGUCUACAACACCUGUAUUUGAAAUUUCAAAAGCCAAUCCUCUCUUGUUUGCAGUGUCACCAAUCACAGUAGAGCCAGAGAGGACGCCAAAUAUGGCUUCUGCUAUGAGCAGUUUGCCUGCUUCCAAAAAUGUGAUGACUAGUGAGCCUAAGUCUACUGAAACAAUAGUGAAUGGGGACAUUCUUUCAGAGGUGACACCUGAAGCUAAACCAAUCCAACAAAGUUUAAAAAAGUCAAAAUCAGAGCCUGCUCUGGGAAGACAAAAUAACCAAACUGCCCCAGCUGCCUUUCAUAGACCCAAAACUCCUACAUCUGAGCUAACAACACCAGCAAUGACUUUUUACAGCUAUCAGAGGCCUAAGACUCCAACUUACGAGGCGUCACAACUUAUGACCACAUUACAUGGCUAUAAAAGACCAAAAACACCCACUGGUGUAUCACCUGUAGCCUUUCAGAGACCUAAAACCCCAAGCCAGGUGGCUCAAAAGUCAAAAUCUCCUUAUCGUGGAUUGACACCAGCGGAAUAUGCUGCUUAUGGUGGAAUCAAAACUUUCUCUCCAGCAUUUGGUAUAUCGGGUUCUAAGACAUCAACAAAAGAAGGGGUUGAAGUUACAAAAGAGGAAUCAGCAGAGUGUAAAACACAGAGCAAAGAACUGUCUGUGAAAGAGCCUUCAGAAGCUGAGGUGUUUAAAGUCAAAGAAACCCCCAAAGAUGUAGAUAAACCUCAUCUGAGAGAUAAGGGGUUUCCCGCCCCACCCCCAAUCCCUAUUAUUGUUGUUUCACAGGCAUCUGACACCUCAGGGUCACCUUUUACACUACAUACAAAUACGGUAUCCAGUCAGUUUAGUGUAAAACAAGAAGAAAUGGUGAUUCAAGAAUCACCAAAGACUAAACCUCCAACAGCAGAUUUGAAGACUCUUGAGACGGUGGGAACACCAGUUCAAGAAGAUAUCAAACCAAGAAUAAAAACGCCUGAAACCAGACCUCCCCUGUCAAAAGGUGGUGAUCGAGACCCUCUGAAGGCAGUAAGGAAACUUUUAGGCAAAGAUAAAGUCCAGACUGCCGAACAGAAAGCUGGAACUGAGGCAAAAGCUGACCUCACACAACAAAAUGAGUCAGUGAAACCCGUAACUGCCACUACAACUAAAGCUGGAGGCUCAAAGCCAAGCUCAGCAGCCCCUGCUAAAGCACCUGCUGCGCAAUCAACAGUAAGUAAAGAUGAAGGGAAAAAUAAGGCAGCAGAACCAACAAUAAAAACUGCACUUCAGAAAAAAGAAGGCAUUGAGUCCCUCCCAGCUGCCGAGUCCCUUCUUAAGGUCAUACAAAAGCCGAAGGGAGUAAAAUCAAAAUUGAGUGGUUGGUCACGACUCAAGAAGCACAUGGUAGUGGAGCAGGAGGAGCCCAAAUUUCCAGAAACUGGCUCUCAGACGGAGACCACUGGGCAGGAUCAGAAUGAGGAGAAGAAGGCUGAAAAGUCAGAUGACACGCCUGCCACUCAGGACAAGAACCAUACCAAAGACGCUCCCAAGGCAACAAUGAUGUGGGAGGCUGUCCUCUUCCAAAUGUUUUCCACCAAAGAGAACAUUUUACAUCAGAUCGAAAUAAACAAAAACGAGGAAGAAAAGACGCAAGAGCCAAAUGACGAGCUGAAAGAGAUACCUUCAUUUGCAUACCGGCUUCCUGUGCUACUCUUUAGUCCGAAGUUUGAUGCAAAAAGGCUAAAAGAGGCAGCAUCAAGGCCGAUGACGAAAAUUUCAACUGUGUUUGAAAUGGGUCUGAUUGGGCGGAAAGGUAAAGAAGAGGAACCAAAAGACUUUAAUAGAACCGCAAGGGGGUUCGCUGCUCCUUAGGUUACAUCUAAUGUGAAGUGCCAAAUUGAAAAUGUAGAGACAAAAAGUUUAUGUUGAAUGUACAGCAGCAGAAAUAUUUGCAACAGAAAUUAUGUACAGGUCUGGAGUCUUAGUCUCUGUGUUAAAUGAAUGAUGGCCUUAACUUUAUACUUUACCAUAUGCUUUGUGUUGCAUUUAUGUGACUGAUUGUCUGGAUGUUAAAUGUUUGUAUUUGUGGAUUAGAUGGAAAGAGAGAACUACAUUUGUCUUAAAGUCAUUCAGACAUCAUAUCAGAUCAAAGCCUUUAUGUUUUAUGUAAUUUCAGAGCUUCUCAUUUGUUCCAUACAUCACGUGUUCACAAUAAAUACAGAUUGUUACUUUGUUA
This is a messenger RNA of Scophthalmus maximus (turbot), 3821 nucleotides long. It is a transcript of the gene prr33, whose product is annotated as proline rich 33. Lineage: Eukaryota; Metazoa; Chordata; Actinopteri; Pleuronectiformes; Scophthalmidae. The transcript has 3 exons. The record is from RefSeq and is a predicted model, not a curated record. Bases 218 to 3457 code for a protein of 1079 amino acids.